This is a messenger RNA of Crotalus tigris (Tiger rattlesnake), 5403 nucleotides long. It is a transcript of the gene SLC44A2, whose product is annotated as solute carrier family 44 member 2. Gene Ontology annotation, biological process: transmembrane transport; choline transport. Bases 204 to 2363 code for a protein of 719 amino acids. The transcript has 22 exons. Lineage: Eukaryota; Metazoa; Chordata; Lepidosauria; Squamata; Viperidae. The record is from RefSeq and is a predicted model, not a curated record. Gene Ontology annotation, molecular function: choline transmembrane transporter activity. Gene Ontology annotation, cellular component: membrane.
CCGAGCCGGCCCUUGGAAAGGCAGAGAGAACUGCUGCCGCCGCUUCCUCCUCCUGUUCCCCCACUUUCUGCAGGUUUGGCUAGUUCGGCCUCCGAAGGAGAAGUGAUCCAAGACGUCUCAUUGGGCGGUUGUUCAGCAGCUGACUGGGAAGGAGGGUGGGGAGAAAACGAGAGAACGCGGGCAAGGAAGACCAGGCGGAUGGGAUGGCGCAGGAAGAGGAGACUUACUAUGGCAAGCACGGGACACCACAUAAAUAUGACCCAACUUUCAAAGGCCCCAUUUAUGACAGGAGCUGCACAGAUAUCAUCUGCUGUAUCUUGCUACUGGUUGCAAUUGGGGGCUAUGUUGCAGUGGGUAUUGUGGCGUGGACACAAGGAGACCCUCGUAAGGUGAUUUAUCCAACAGAUAGACGUGGUCAGUUCUGUGGCCAAAAAGGCACACCCAAUGAGCAGAAGCCUUACUUGUUCUACUUCAACAUCAUGAAAUGUGCUAGCCCUUUGGUGUUGCUGGAAUUUCAGUGUCCUACUACACAGAUCUGUGUGAGCAAGUGUCCAGAUAGGUAUCUCACUUUUCUAAAGGCCUCCAGUAUUGAUCACACAGCAACCCAGGAACUAAAAUAUUAUCAACAGUUUUGUGCCCCAGAGUUUACCGAUCUGAAGAAGAGUGCACCUGAAGUGUUGAAAGAUGGUGAAUGCCCAGCCAUGCUUACACCAAGCAAGCCCUUGGCUCAUAGAUGUUUACCUGCAAUCAACAGCAAGAAAGGUGUUAUCAUGGUUGGAAAUGCAACAACUUUUGAUGAUGGAAGUGGAAGUGGGAAGAAAAGGAAUGUGACAGAACUUCUGGAAGGGGCCAAAAAAGCAAAUGUCCUUCUGGAGACAAGACAAGUAGCUAUGAAAAUCUUCGAAGAUUACACCGUUUCCUGGUACUGGAUAAUAAUAGGUCUCGUGAUUUCCAUGGUAGUCAGUCUUGUAUUUAUUGUUCUGCUCCGGUUCCUGGCAGGGAUCAUGAUUUGGGUGAUGAUUGUACUGGUGAUCCUGGUGCUUGGAUAUGGAAUCUUUCAUUGUUAUAUGGAAUAUGCUCAUCUGAAAGGACAAGCUGGUUCUGAUGUCUCCUUGAUGGAGCUUGGAUUCCAGACAGAUUUUCGUGUCUAUCUGCACUUGAAGCAAACCUGGUUAGCUUUCAUGAUCAUCCUGUGCAUUAUGGAAGUUAUCAUUAUUCUACUGCUUAUCUUCUUGCGCAAGAGAAUCCUCAUUGCUAUUGCACUUAUCAAGGAAGCUAGCAGGGCUAUCGGACACAUCAUGACAUCACUUCUGUUUCCACUCUGUACCUUCUUUCUGGUGUGUCUCUGCAUUGCUUAUUGGGCUAGUACUGCUGUUUUCUUGUCUACCUCUAACGAAGCUGUCUACAAGGUGUUUAAUGAUACAGAAUGCCAAUAUGCUGGAACAACUUGCAACCCAGAGACCUUCAAUACUUCCAAUGUCACGAAGCUGUGCCCAGGAGCACAUUGCCUGUUUGCCUUCUAUGGUGGUGAGACUGCCUACCACAAGUACCUCAUCAUCUUUCAGAUUUUCAAUAUUUUCAUGUUCUUUUGGCUGGCCAACUUUGUCAUUGCUUUGGGCCAAGUUACACUUGCUGGGGCCUUUGCAUCAUACUACUGGGCUUUUAAAAAACCUGAUGAUAUGCCAGCAUUUCCCCUCUUCUCCUCAUUUGGCCGAGCACUCAGGUAUCACACUGGUUCACUGGCCUUUGGAUCCCUGAUUCUUGCCAUUGUCCAGGUCAUUCGAGUCAUUCUGGAAUACUUAGAUCAUAAACUAAAAGCUUCUGAGAAUAUGUUUGCCAAGUUCCUUUUGACCUGUUUCAAAUGCUGCUUCUGGUGCCUGGAGAAAUUCAUCAAGUUUUUGAAUAGAAAUGCAUACAUUAUGAUUGCUAUUUACGGUACCAAUUUCUGCACUUCUGCCAGGAAUGCCUUUUCCUUGCUCAUGAGGAACAUAAUCAGGGUGGCUGUUUUGGACAAAGUCACUGAUUUCCUGUUUUUCCUUGGAAAAAUCCUAAUUGUGGGAAGUGUUGGUAUCCUUGCUUUCUUUUUUUUCACCCAAAGAAUAAAGCUGAUUCAAGACACAGCACCAACUCUCAAUUAUUACUGGGUCCCCAUUCUGACAGUGAUUGUGGGUUCCUACCUCAUUGCACAUGGAUUUUUCAGUGUAUAUGCCAUGUGCGUGGACACACUUUUCCUUUGCUUCUGCGAAGAUCUGGAAAGGAACGAUGGAACUCCUGAGCGGCCUUAUUACAUGUCCUGUGCCUUGAGUGAAAUCCUCCUGAAGGGAAGCCUAAAAUCUUCCAAAAAUGCUGAGAGUCAAGAAUAGGGACAAUGCACCAAAUGGGAAAGAUGGAUGCAGAUGUCCCACUGCAAACCUUCUGUGUGUAGAUGCUGUACCUUCAUAGGCAAUUUUUGAUAUUCUGAGAAAUGAUGGUGCUCAUGAUUUGCAUCAAGCAAGUAGCUAUUGGUGGUAUAUACUGUAAUCUGUUUCUGUCCAGCAGAUUUUCCAAUACCAAAGAAAUUGGAGGGUGAAUGUAUUUAAAGUUGAAGAAAAUGCCUCAGUAUGAUUCUACUAUUGCUGUCUUAACUAUGGUUGCUUUUGGCACAGAUAUCUUAUCAGGUGCACAAAGAAUAACACCAGAACAAUUCAAAAUGAAGUAAAAUUAAUAUCCACAGCAAUACAUUAACAAUUUCUGUUACAAUAAAAAUGUUUUCAAAUAUUCGACCUUUCCAGAUUCCAAAUGUCCCUAUAUUCCAUGUGCAACCAUCUAUAAGAAAGAUAGCCCAAUAUAGCAAUAUCUUGAUGCUUAAGAAAGCAGCUGCUUGGAUAUAAAUAAAAUACUUUGACAAAGGUUUGCUUACUUAAUAGUAUACUUUCCUUUGGUUGGAACAGAUUUUGAAUUAGUAUAUAACUGCAAUUGUAGUUGUAUGCCAGGGGUCUUCAAACGUGGCCCUUUUAUGACUUGUGGACGUCAACUCCCAGAACUCCUCAGCCAGCAUGCCUGGCUGAGGAAUUCUGGGAGUUGAAGUCCACAAGCCAUAAAAGGGCUAUAUUUGAAGACCCCUGUUGUAUGCAAACAGAAGUAAAUAGUGGGAUGAAGAUAACCAAAAUGAGCAUCAUUUCUCUUUCAGAUUAGUUUCAGCUCUUUGGAAAUAUCUUGCUUCUGUACAAGUGCUUUCUUGUUGGCUUAAACUAUUAGCAAACUUCUCCAGGGUAGGAAGUCCUUGGAGAGGCUUCUUCUGUCUUUCUAUUUCUGUGCAUUAUAUAGAGAUGCAAUCAACAAAAGGCAUCAAAGAUUAACACAACUGUUCUAAAGGAGGAAUGCUGAAACAUAAAAAAGCCAGAUUCUUAUCUUCUAUUUGCAUAGUAAACUUGUAACACUUUGUGUUUUCCUACUUAUGAGUAGGAAAUUUUUAUCUAGAGAAGUUUAAUUUCAGAAAAGAGGUUAAGAAUAAUUUUCAAAUGUGAAUAAUAGGAAAAUGUCACAUAACUCCACUUUUGCUUUGCUAAUGACAGUUUCUGAACAAGGAAGCUAUUAUUCAGUUUCUUUGUAUUCCAUGGGAGAAAAAAAAAGACCUCAGAUUUCAUGGAUGUGCCUAGAAUCUUUGAGAAUGGCAAGAUUUAUCCCUUACUUUAAGAUAGGGUUUUAAAAAGUCCCUAACCAGAUCUUUUUGGAUGGAAAAUUCUAACAUCCUUUCUGUUGAAUAGCAGAACAGGAAAAUUCUCAAAUCAGAAUCAUUUUCAGUCUAAUUAUGAAUGUCUGUCAUAGGUACUUUUCUGCUCAUAGUGAGAGCUAAUCACUACUGCAAGAAGUGGUCAAGUUUCCCUUAAUUUCCAUAAGCCAGGAUUAUUCCUAUGUGUAUUUGCAUGUUUAGUCUAUCUUCCUUGUCUUAGUUCCGAAAUGAUCUUUUCACAUCCUUUUGCUUGAGGGGGAUUUGUGUUUCUUUGCAGUGGAAGACCUGGAGCGUAAUGAUGGCUCUACUGAGAAGCCUUACUUCAUGUCAUCUAACCUGAGAAAACUCCUGAAGAAGACUAAUAAACAGACAGAUGCAUGAUUUGGCAAGCCUGUCUUUCUAUGAGAUAGAAUGUAAUGUACCAACUUGACUUUUGUCAAGAUAGAGCAGCAUCUGCAAGGUUAUAAUAUCUGCUAGCCCUAGCUGUGCCAUAUAACUGUAGCUUGGGCAAAAUUAGACACCUCUCUUCUUGUAUCUUUUGGUUUUCAAGUGUAGAGGUUUUUGUUUCUUUUGCCAUUUAAAGUGAUAAAUUAGCCACAGGUUAUAAUAAAUAUAAUAAAUAUAGUUUAGGAAUAUAGCAUAAUAAAUCAGAUUGAGAUCUGUUAAGACUGAGACCAGUUAAGAAAACCAUCCAUCCUAUUGGAACCAGGACUAUAUAAACAUUGGAUUAGCAAUUCUUGUUUGCUAAUACAGACUGAGUAAAUUGUAUAGAAUAGACAGUGGUAAAUGUAAAUGAUCUAGUGAAACUGCAUUUGAUCCAGUUUAGUUAUUAACCAUGUGUUCCAAAAAAAUUUAUUUUUCUUGUAAUGGCAUUUUUUUAUGCAAUCAUUAACCACUUAAAAAGGUCAUCUUAAAGGUCUCAAUGAUCCCAGGAAGGGUUUUCAUAUUAUAUACUAAUGUUUAUGGAAAAAUCUAUUUUCUAAAAUAUACUUCACUGCCACUUCCACGUCCCCAACACAAUUUAAUAAUGACACCAAGCAUAAUUAGUAAAUAGUAAAUCCAGAUAAGAAAAGUGUAUUCUAGGAAAAGAUUGUUAUAACUGGGAAGGAAAAUUUGACAAUAGCUUUGUUUUUGUAAUGAAAAUGGUCAAAAUCAUGCAAAACAAUAAAAUUAGCAUGAAAUAUAAAAUAAAUCAAUACAUAACAAGAAAGGAGCCAUAAUAAUCAAAAGUUCAAAAUUAUGUACUAUAUAAUGAGCAAUUUACUUUGAAAUUUAUUCUAAAAAGCCAUGUAUUUUUAAUCUGCCCAAGUAGAUUUAGCUUAAUUUUCACUUUCUUAUAUUUUAUUUCAUAUAUUGCUGUACUUUUCACAGAAAAUAUAACUGAAAUAUUAAACAUUUUGUUUUGUAAAUUUGUUUAGCAUUUUUUAUUACACACAGUACUAUAAUGAAUAUAGAUGCCUGCAAAUUGCCAUUAAAAUAGUUUAUCUUUUCUUCCUGUCCUUAAAUCUAGUCUUCUAACUUUAAGCUUGUAGAAGAUGUAAAGUUUUUAUUUCAACAUUAUUUCUUUCUUUUAAUUAAAACCUAUUAUAUAUUUCUUGCAAAAUAGGCAAGGUAAAUUAGAUAAGUGGCUUAAUUGUCAUUACAGGAACUCAAACAUACAAUAUUGUGUAAAAUAAACACAUUGGCAAACU